UUUCGCUGCAUGCGCGGGCGGCGACGUUGAUGUACUUCGAGCUGGCGGACCAGCGUGGACCGCAGCGCGGCGGCGCCGGCGCCGGCGGGGGCUGGCCGGUGAAGGGCGGGCACGACGAGAGCGCGGCGGCGGGGAUGGCAAUGGCGGGCGCCGGCCCCGGGGAGGUCAUGUCCGAGUACCACCAGGCGCGGGAGCUGUCAACGAUGGUGUCGGCGCUGGCCCACGUCGUGGCGGGCGGCCCGUGGGCGCCGGAGCAGCAGGCAAUGCACGGCGGCUACGCACGCGAGGUGGGGAGCUACCACGGCGCGCCGUCGCCGGAGUUCGCAGGGUCGGAGCAGGGCUCGGACACCCAGAGCGCGGGCGCGGCGGCGGCGGCAAUGGAGGAGCACCACGCGGCGGCGCUGUCCGGCCAGGAGGGGCCCGAGACGCCGCGCCGACGGUACCGCGGGGUGCGCCAGCGGCCGUGGGGUAAGUGGGCCGCCGAGAUCCGGGACCCGCACAAGGCCGCGCGCGUGUGGCUCGGCACCUUCGAGACCGCCGAGGCCGCGGCGCGCGCCUACGACGAGGCCGCGCUCCGCUUCCGCGGCAGCCGCGCCAAGCUCAACUUCCCCGAGGACGCGCGCCUCCACCCGGCGUCCACGGCGGCCGGGGCCGCGCCGGCGCCGGCGUCGGCGCCUCUCGCCGGCUCGGCGGCCUCGACCUCUCCCGCCGGUGCCGCCCAGGGUGCCGACUACCUGAUGUACCAGAUGCUUCUGCAAGGGGCCACCGGCAACGAAGGCACGCUCCUCCCGUUCUACGCCGGAGGCGGCGGCGGCAUGAGCAAUCUCUACGGCGGCGGCGCUGGCGCUGGCGCCAUGAGCAAUCCAUACGGCGGCGGCGGCAACACGAGUGCGUUCUUAGGCUCCUACUCGUUCCCGCCCUCCUCUGUUUCUGUCGCCACCGUGCCGUCCUCUGCUUCCUCUGCUUCGGGUUCGGGAUACUACUACUCGUCACCGUACGACUCGCACCAGAGCGAGUCGUCCGCGGCGGCGUCGGACUGGAACUGGGAGACCUCGAUGCUCAACUGGUCCGACUCGGGCUACCCGCCGCCACCACAUAGUCAGUAGCCGCAGCUAGUAGAAGACGACCCUCUCUCUCUCUCUAGAAUAAUCAAGCGAGUACGGCUGGAUGGAGGCGGGUGUAAAAGCCAAAGAGCAAACCAAAUCAAAAAGAGGAAGAUGCUUUGCUUUCGUUUCUUUCAUGUAAGAUGUCGAGCCAAGGGAUCUUUGUUUCUUGACUGUUAGUUUUGAUCGACGAUGAGGUAAUCCUACUCACUAGAAAGGCACGCGCAGGGCCUGUAUCUCAUGUUGUAGUAUUGUAGUUGAUACUUGAUACAGACUUUAAUUCAUGUAUAUAGUAAUUAUUGUAUGUAAGUAAAUAUGUCUUUUUUUAAAUAAAAAAAGCAAUGUAGGUAAGAUAAAUCCGUCUUCGUUA
Messenger RNA from Panicum virgatum (switchgrass), 1473 nucleotides. Its product is annotated as ethylene-responsive transcription factor ABR1-like. The record is from RefSeq and is a predicted model, not a curated record. Gene Ontology annotation, molecular function: DNA-binding transcription factor activity; DNA binding. Gene Ontology annotation, biological process: ethylene-activated signaling pathway; regulation of DNA-templated transcription. Bases 30 to 1106 code for a protein of 358 amino acids. Lineage: Eukaryota; Viridiplantae; Streptophyta; Magnoliopsida; Poales; Poaceae. The transcript is spliced from 2 exons.